UCGAUAAAACUUAUUUCAUAAAAUGAAUCCAUAUUUUUUUUAAUAUAUAUUUUGACCGUGUUGACAGAAUAAGCCGACUUAGCGUGACAGAUGGUCGAUUGGAUGACAAGGUUUAUCUCGGACAGAUAUAAGUGUUUUAUUUAUAAAAGACUCAUGAAAUGUUUAUUCCAGCAAAACACCUUAACCUGUCGACUGUCGUGAAACAGAUUGGAAUAACUCGUCUCAAAUCCCAUCGCUGGUUCAUGCUUGGAUGCGCAUGGAGACCUACCCUAUAUUGGUAGCUAUUUAGAUUUAAUGAUCUAAUAUUUUGAUAGUUCGUUGCUAACGAGGUAGGCGAUCUUGUCAUUUAGGGCUCAACAGCAUAUUAAUAUAGAAGGAGCGAGGAUAGCGCGGAGGAUUUAGUUGUCAUCACCCUCAGACAGUAAGCUUGUUCUGAAUAACACUGCACGAACACCCAGGACUUUCCUCCACUGCAGGUCACCGACAUGUCGUUUCGACAAGGAGAGUACAUUAGUUGUCAUCAAUUCGAUGAGUAGGAGUCUGUGUUCUUGUUACGAAAGGAAUCAUCUUUCUUUAAAGGAACAGUGAUUGUGUAAAGAUUGUGUGGUAUCGCUGCUAUCAGAGUGUUACACCAGCAAUGGGACACCCACAGCUUGCAGCGAUCUGUGUUCAGGCCAUCCUAACAGUUCUGUCCGCCAUUGAACACUCGACGCAGACGACACUGUAUCCGGUAUUCGACACAUCGCCCGUCAACAUCACAACAACAUCCGGGCGGACAGCUAAACUGCCGUGUGAGGUCUUCUAUCGGGGUAAUCAUAAGGUGGUAUGGAUGAACCCCCAGAAAACUGUACUAACACGAAUGGAUCACCGGAUUAUAGAUGACAUGCGCAUUAGUGUAGAAAGACAUCUGUUACGUGAAUGGAAUCUCCAUAUAAGGAGUGUGGGUUAUGAGGACAAAGGCGAAUACACGUGCAGCAUUAAUACAGAACCUGUUCAGGAAAAACACGUGUUUCUGGAGGUACAAGUUCCUACAAAGAUAGUUGACGAGUGGUCAAGCCGAGACAUGACGGUCAGCGAGGGGGACACUGUAGAGCUGAUCUGUAACGCCACUGGUGUGCCUCCCCCUACAAUCUUAUGGUACAAACAGACCCAGUACUACGACUCCGCCGAGAAGAAAGCCAUUGUGGAGCCUGGCGAGAUUCUUGUCAUACACAACGUGUCCCGGUUCUGUGACGGCACGUUCGAGUGUGUCGCUUAUAAUGACGUAGGCCAUUCUGUAUCCCGAGAAAUCAACGUAGCCGUCGUCUUUCCACCGGAAGUAAUGUUGCGGGUCAAUCGAAUAGGUCAGUUUUUGGGAAAGGAAACAAUUCUUGAAUGUAUAAUCAGCGCGUCGCCAAUGACAACGAGCGUAUGGCUUCGUAAUGGUAAAGAAUUGAAGAACAGGUCUGGGAAGUUCCGAACGGAAGGUUACAGUGAGGGCCCUCACACCGUGACCCUCAACCUUCAUAUCAUUAACAUACAGCCGGAGGAUUACGGCAUCUAUAGUUGUUACGCCUCUAAUGCAUAUGGAGAGGACGUGGAAGAAAUGGUCCUUUAUGAGUACCCACGCCAGUCUCCGUCCCGCCCCCGGGAUAUCGCCACAGAGACCACGAGAAGUGUGUUCCCGUCGUCCAGGACAUCGUACACCGUAGCGCCCGGGGGUAUGCUCCUCAACGGAAAUAAUGUCCUUAGUGCUCCGAUGUCAAGAUCUUCCGGAACCUCUCUAAAAUUUUCAACGGAGAAUCGGAUAGCGUGCUUGUUUGUGAAAUUAGUACUAGUUUACAUCACAUUGUUUGUCAUGCCUCUUUAAUACAUGUCAUAAUCGAGAGUUAUCUGCCCUUACGCCAUUUUGUGCCAUUGGUUGUCGUUGUUGUUAUGGCAACUAUUCCAAAACUCUAAUACGCUAUCAUUUCGAGUCAAUGACUUAUUCGAAUAUGAAAAUAAAACGAUUCAAUUGGCUAAACAAUAAAUAUUAAAAAAAUAAAGCAAAGAAGAGCAGAAAUUGUCUGGCCAAUGGACACUUUAAUCAGAGGAAGAUUUGAUUGGCUGCCCAAUUAACAAUGGGAAUCUGGAACUGGAAGUGUUGCACGCGCUGCGCUGGACAAUGGAGGAAUCUGAUUCUUACAAGAAAGGAAUUUUAAUUCACUUAAGUGCGUGUAUUUAGGACAAGGUGAAAUGGGAUAGGUAUUGUGUCUGAGUAUUACCUGUAAUAUAGUCUCCAUGUCGACGAUCACGAUCCUGGAAUUAUUCAAGUCUUCUACACACCGCAUGAAAGACAAUCGGAGUGUCUACAAAAGUGAUAUAUUAAAAAAGUGAUGGUUCCGGUCGCGCAUGCGCACUUUAUAUGUAAUGAUUUGUUUGGAGGUGGUAUGGUAGGUAGGUUUUGUUAGUGGUUGGCCGUCUACUUGCUGGACAAGUUUUGAUAUCGUACAACAUGCUUUGUAUGUAAGUUAGACAGCUGUUGGUCAAAUAACUGCCAUCAUCUUGUUUUUGGAAACACUACUGAAAAUCUAAGAUCGCCACUUUUCUUGCCAAUGUUCAAUGGAUCACACUAUACGCAUGCGCACAGGCUGAAGAGAAUUAAAAGUAUGACUUUAUCAUGGACAAACAACUGUUCAGCCAUAUAUUGUCAAGAGACGUGUUUCUGUAUGAUACUUAUGAAUGGAACAAUAUGGGACAUCCUUUAAGAGAAUACUCCAUAUAUGGACGUGUAAUAUACGCAUUUAUGCACAUGCGCGUGUUCGAGUAAAGAGGUUGGUGACUAGAAAUAACAUAGCGGUAUAGUAUAUGAAUAUAUACCUAUGAAAUCUUCUACCUGUGCUUAUAGAUAUUGUAUAAUUCUACACGGCAUUUGUCGAUAGGUUGAUUCACGCGACUGAAAAUAGUAUCGUGAUUUCAUCAUUACGUCUUUCCUGUCGGUAAAGUCUUUUUUAACAAUUGUGAAAUUCCCUAUGGCAAAGUUAUCAGUGCAAAGGGAGACUACUCGUAGAAGAAUAGGUUACUAUCGAUGCUAUGACUGUUUUGCAUGUUUAAAUUUUAGAUUGUUUAUGUCUGACAUCUACGACUUAUUUAUUGUUCAGAGAAUGAUUGAAACAAAAACAAAAUGAAAAAUUCGCUACUUUUGAAAAAAAAAAUAUCUUUGAAAACGAUAGAAAAAAUUCGAUAUCCUAUCAUACCGUGGAGUCUUGUGGAUCGAGACUCAAACCACUCUGAAGUUCCUUUUUGUCGAGAACACAUAUCAUUGAACUGAAUGAGCUAUCUAGACAACUUCAAUCUCUAUUAAAUUAGUUAUUUUUAAUUAUAAUUAUAUAUUGCAGUAAUGUAAUAAAUAUACAUCAUACAAUGAUUCAAAAACAAAAACAGAGCAUCGAUAUUAAUUCGUUUCCUGACAUUCAUUUAACGGCUUUGGGACGUCAAUGUAAAAAACUUAUCGAGAAGAAAGUACGUCAUGCCUUAUUAAUCAAGGUAAUCAAUUUGGCAAAUCAAUUAAAAAAAUAUUUAAUUUGAAUUUUUCUAUUUCCUAUUGAUAGUCCCAUUACCACUGUCAAUCGCUGUUAUUACCCAUCGGAAACUGUUUUUAUGGCGUGACUAUAGCUUCUGAAAAGAAAACGAUAUUUUGCGUAACUUUUAUGAAAAUUUAUAAAGAUAAAAUGAACAAAAAAUAACAAACAGCAGUGUUCUGAGUGUAAAAAGGUAAUGGCAGUAGGCCGGAAUUCAAGCAGUAGGCCGGAAUUCUGGUGUUUGGAUUAAUAAACUAUCAUCACUAUCUAGUCAACGGGAGUGCCGUUUUUAUUCAUUUAUUUAAUAGAUUAUUUUUGGAUAAUGGACUUAAAAUGUUAAAGGGUUCGAUAGGAAACAUAACGAUUUCAUGACAAAUAUAUGCCUCUUUUAUUUCAAAAAUCAGACUGAUAAUAAUAAUUAAUCAUCUUAUAUAACUAACAUGUAUGUGAUGUAAAUUGUUGUUGAAUAUUACGGCUUUCCAUGUAAAUAAAUAUUGGCAAAACAAAUAGACAUGUACAUAUAUACUACAGUGUAAAUACACCUUGCAAGAGUGAGUGGUUGUUCGUGGUUAAAUGUACAGGAAUAGAAUUUCAGAAUAACAUAGCAAUAUCAAUCUCUUAUUUUAAUAGAGCACCGAGAGAAUUUUUCUGGACUUUAACAUUCUGGUGAAACAAAUUUCACUGCACACUGAUGUAUGUGAGAAACACGUGUGACUGUGAAACUGAUUACUGGGGCAAUGUAUUUGUCGAUCGAUUUCAGUCUAGUCUUACAUGUAACAACGGUAAAUACAUGUUUUUACUAGACACCCAAAGGUCGUGGCGGGCAAUCGGUUUAAAAUCAAAAUCGAUAACCGGUUUCUAACCGGAAGUAGUAAAUCGAUUGAUGGUCAAUUGCAUGAUUGGGUUAUUAGUUUUUUAUAAGAUUAUUAGUAGAUGUAUUUUCUUCACAAGAUUUAUAAAACCUCUGUGAGCAGAACAAGUCCAACUAAAAAAAGCUGUUUUGUGUCGUAAUUUAAUUAACUGGUUUCUACAUGUCGUCGAUGAAGUAGUUAACAGGUUACGUAUUUCAAAAUUCCAAAAAUUGUUUACUACACAAGAAUGAAAGGCUUAGCAUUAUUACAUAUUUCUUCCUAUCAUCUGUGUAUGUUUGUGUGUUAAAAACGGCAACGUUUGUUAAAAUUUAUCCUAACCUGAUGAAUGACUUUAAAAACUACCAAAUUCAAACAAAAAGUUAUUGCACAUAUUGUGUUCAUAAUUUGGACAUACAUGCUAUAUUAUUGUUACCUCUUGUUUCACAUUUUGGUGUGAGUGAGCGUGAAAUUAAAUAUUCAAUAUCAUGUUACACUUGGGUCUACUUGUUACAUCCGGGUGUGUUCGCUACAUCCGGGUUAUGUGUGUUUAAAUACAUGUUGCAUGCAUAUGCAUUAUAAUUUACCAGUUCAACUGUUAAUGAAUUAUGUAUAUCCGGCAUAAGUUUUCAACGUCCUGUUUUUUUAUAUUUGGACGUCUCUUGGUAUGAAACGUAUAGACUCGUUUUUAAUUUGUCCAUCUCGGUAUCAAACUAAGCCUCGUUUUGUAUUGGGACGUCUCGGCAUUACAUUAAGUUUGAUUAUUGAUGUAUUGAAAAAUAUACUAAUUUUCAUGCAAAUCACGUGACUAAUAGGUCGAAAACAUUGCACGUAUGUUUGUGUACGCGUUAUAUUGAAUUCAACUCCCUAAUUCUACAAUAAAAAGAAUUAAAAACGCCCAACGCUUCCAAAAUGUGUGCGCCAUUUUUGUAUAUGUCACGUUGCGAGGUUGUCAAGUGACUUAUAUAUGGAGACGUAUUGGCUGUUGUUGAUCUGCCAAUGGAACCUGUUGUUAUUGCUUUGACGUGAUUGUGCUUUAGGGAGAGUUUUUUUUAAAGCUUACACAAAAACUAGCAUCAUGAAGAAAAAAUGAUUCUUGCCGAUUUGGCCUUCCCAUGAUGCUUUGGAUUUUCGAAAUCCUCCGACAUUCUAGACUGACGUAGCUACUUGAACCAUAUUGGUACAUAUGCUACAGCUACUGUACACGUGAAAUAUUUCGCGGGGUGGUUAUUUUAGUAAUUUUAGACAGUGUGAAUCGGCUACAUUACUUUUGUGGGGAAAGAUAUACCAAAAAAUCAACAGCGAAAAUUACUCCCUCACUAGAAAGUGUAUGUUUGUAGUAUACAGCAACUAUACUGAGAAGAUUCUUAUAUAUUAUGUGUACAGCUUUUAAUAUACAUGUAUGUACUGUAACUAUACUGAAUCAUUCCAAUCGCUUACAGGGUAGGAUAAGUAUGUGUGCAAUCAUGCUUCAGUGUACGAUGGCACAUGUGCCUUACUAUGACUUUACUUAUAUCAUAUUUUAACUAUACUGAUACAAUACUGUAACUAUACUGAAUACAUACUGUAACUAUACUGAAUCCAUACUGUAACCAUACUGAUACCAUACUGUAACUAUACUGAAUCCAUACUGUAACUAUAAUGAUACCAUACUGUAACUGUACUGAAAACAUGCUGUAACUAUACUGAUACAAUACUGUAACUAUACUGAAUACCUACUGUAACUAUACUGAUACCAUACUGUAACUGUACUGAAAACAUACUGUAACUAUACUGAUACAAUACUGUAACUAAACUGAAUACAUACUAUAACUAAACUGACACCAUACUGUAACUAUACUGAUAUCAUACUGUAACUAUAUUUGUAUAAUAUUGUAACUAUGCUGAAACAGAUAAAAUACGUGGUAUCUAGAAAGUUAUCAUACUACAAUUAUACUGGAGGUAUAUAAUGUAAUAAUACUGUAAUUUUACUGGAACAAAUACUAAAGGUGGACUGUUUUUUUAAUAGUGAAUCGAGAUUGAACGUAUUCAUUAAAAAUACUGCAGGUAUACUGCCACUAAAACUGUAAGUACACUGUUAACAAUACUGUCAGUAUACUGUCACCAACACGGUAAGUAUACUGUUAACAAUACUGUCAGUAUACUGCCACUAAAACUGUAAGUAUACUGUAAAUAAUACUGUAAGUAUGCUGUUACAUAGAACAAUACUGUAAUUAUACUGUAAACAAUACUGUAAGUAUACUGUAAACAAUACUGUAAGUAAACUGUUAACAAUACUGAAAGUAUGCUGUUGCAUGUACUUACACUGUAAAUAUAAAUAUACUGGUACACUGUAACACAACUAGAAGUAUACUGGUAAGUUUGUAUAUGUCUGGAGCUAUUCUUGAGUCGGUAGAAAUGUUAAUGCAUUCAUGUUGAAUAUGAUAUUCUUUAUAUAAGACUUGUUCCUAACUGUGCAUGUGUUCUAGGCGACCCUGAAUCAUUAUUAUCAUGUUAUAAUUAUGCUUGAGAUAAUAUGACAAGAAUUCCUUUUACAAUAAAACAU
Messenger RNA from Mizuhopecten yessoensis (Yesso scallop), 6932 nucleotides. RefSeq names its product opioid-binding protein/cell adhesion molecule homolog. Bases 638 to 1849 code for a protein of 403 amino acids. Gene Ontology annotation, cellular component: neuron projection. The transcript is spliced from 8 exons. NCBI's taxonomy places the organism in Eukaryota, Metazoa, Mollusca, Bivalvia, Pectinida, Pectinidae. The record is from RefSeq and is a predicted model, not a curated record.